UUAUUUUUAUUUGGACAAUCCCACUUUAUAUGACCCCCUUCUUAUGACACUGGUCCUUAAAGAUGGCUUGUGACCAUAAUUGACCAAAGGGCAAGCAAACCGUACAUUCCCAUGGCCUCUUCCACCGACAGAACCAUAGCUCUGAAGGAGUUCGAUGAUACCAAAACCGGCGUCAAAGGUCUCGUUGACUCCGGCAUGACCUCCCUUCCGGCCAUCUUCCACCAUCCCAGAGCCCACCUCUCAAUGCCCGCAGCCACCAGCCACCUUUCAAUUCCUACAGUGGAUCUCUCCGUCCCACGCCCCAUCGCUGUCGAUCUCAUCCGCUCCGCAUCUCGAGACUGGGGCGUCUUCCAGGUCAUCAACCACGGCAUACCUCUCUCCACGAUUCAAAAUACCACCUCCGCCAUCAGGUCCUUCCACGAGCUCUCCGCCGCCGAGCGAUCUCAAUUCUACACGCGUUCCCGAGAUCCCGGCUUCAGCUACAACUCAAACCUGGAUCUAUUCCUUUCUGCGGCGGCGACCUGGAAAGACACAUUGAGGGUGUCGUUCAGUCCCAUCCGACCAGAUGUGGACCAGAUCCCGGAGGUUUGUAGGGCGGCGCUGGUAACGUGGGACGAGUGUCAGAAGGAGGUGGCGAGAGAAGUGAUGCAGAUGAUGUGUGAGGGGCUCGGAGUGGACCCAAAGAGGCUGGAGGCCAUGACAUGUCUGGAGGGGAGGACGACGGUGGCACAUUAUUACCCGCCAUGUCCGGAGCCAGAUCGGGCGCUUGGGACGGUUGAUCACACGGAUGCCGGGCUUUUGGCAUUUCUGAUUCAAGAUCAGAUUGGGGGACUGCAGGUGAAGAGUGAAACGGAUGAGUGCUGGGUUGACGUGAAGCCCAUUCCUGGAGCUCUCGUUGUCUUUGUUGGUGAGUUGCUUCAGAUAAUUUCCAACAAUGAGUACAAGAGUUCACACCAUAGAGUGAUGGCUAAUUCUAGCGAUGAACCAAGAGUAUCAGUUAUUUCAUUUUAUAAUCCAGGAAGAAAGGAUGAGUCAGAUUUGUAUGGUCCUUUACCGGAGCUACUAUCAGAUCAAAAGCCAGCUUGUUAUCGCAAUUUGAAUAUGGUAGAACUUAAUAAAGUUUUUCGGAAAGAGCCAAUAGGCAAUAAAGUCGUUCUUAAAUAUUAUAAGCUCCCCUAAAAUGACUUUGAGCUCAAGUGUUUGGUUUGAAAUUAGAAUAAGUUGUGAUAGUCAUCGACAUAAUUAGAACCAAGUUUUAAUUUGUAUGAGUGGACAAACUUUUAUGCACUUUAUGUAAUUGAAUUCAUGAGUGCAAAUUUUGAAGUAAAAUGGAUAUUUUGCAAGUGAAA
Messenger RNA from Dioscorea cayenensis subsp. rotundata (Guinea yam), 1349 nucleotides. Its product is annotated as 1-aminocyclopropane-1-carboxylate oxidase homolog 3-like. Bases 112 to 1179 code for a protein of 355 amino acids. The transcript is spliced from 2 exons. The record is from RefSeq and is a predicted model, not a curated record. NCBI's taxonomy places the organism in Eukaryota, Viridiplantae, Streptophyta, Magnoliopsida, Dioscoreales, Dioscoreaceae.